AUGCGCGCUCUUGGUUUGAUCACGUUCGUGGCUCUGGCUGCUUCCCUUUGCGCGCACCCGCGGCACGUCACCAAGGACCUUCCCAAGCGCGCGGCGGCGGUUUCAGAUCUCGAGUUCUCCGGUAACGGAGCGGACGAACCGGUCAGGGGAUCAGUGCGCGUGGUUAAAGCGAGUCCGCCCUUUCUGCGUCACUCUCCGGGUCUGCUCGGGAAAACCCCCACGCUGAAGCGGACCCCGUUUCCAGCCUUCCUGACGCUGGGUCGCCCCGGGCCUUCUGUGCACGCGCGCGCACCUGCAGCGUCACUCCCGCACCUGAGCGCCAGCCACACCGGCGCCGACGCCAGGAAGAGGCAAGGUCUGGAGAUGUGGCAGAGGGUGAUGCAGAAAAGCGAGCCGAGUAAAGAGGUCCUGUCACUGCCGUUUAACUCCAAAGACGCGGAAAAGCAGAGCUGUGCGGCGCUGCCUUUCACACAGCGGAUAACCGAGGAGGGAUGCGAGUCCAUAACCGUUCUCAAUAAGCUGUGUUUCGGUCAGUGCAGCUCCAUGUUCGUGCCGCCUAACGGAGGGUCCAGCAUGCACCGCGGUGGCCCGUCUUGCUCGCGCUGUGGGCCGUCCAGAGCGCGAACCGUGCACGUGCCCAUGCGCUGCGGGUCGCAGGUCCGAGAAAAGCGCGUGAUGCUGGUAGAGGAGUGCAAGUGCGAAACCGGGAGGGAGGAAGAGAAAUCUGAUAACCUGGCCACGCAUUUAUAACCAGCACUAUGCGUGUGUGUGUGUGUGUGUGUGUGUGAGAGAGAUGACAAGAGCGCUUACUUACGUUCUUACUUGAUGACGUGAGAACCACAGCAGGUUCUUUUAAUCAGUUUUGUUAGUUUGAUUUUCCAAACUGAAACUUUAUCCAAACAACCGCUUGAUUAUUCCAGCGGAAUAUUUGACUCUAACAUGUCAUGGCAUGUUUUCACCGAGUGAUGUCGCUGUUGCACGACGAUUCUGU
Hemibagrus wyckioides is the source of this 991-nucleotide messenger RNA. RefSeq names its product DAN domain family, member 5 (gene dand5). The record is from RefSeq and is a predicted model, not a curated record. Bases 1 to 750 code for a protein of 249 amino acids. The transcript is spliced from 2 exons. Lineage: Eukaryota; Metazoa; Chordata; Actinopteri; Siluriformes; Bagridae.